GAGUAGAAGAAGAAGAGGGGAAAGUGGGAAGGGAAGAAAUAGAGGAGGAAAGCAGGGAGGGGAAGGAGUGUUGCAGGGCCAGGAGCCCCGCCGUCAGUCGCCCAGGAGCCACGAGAUGCCUAACACCCCUGUGCCGCGCGCGGGAAGAGGGCGGGAAAGGAGGGACAGCGCCACACCCCCUCGCCCUGCCCCGGAUGACACGUUGCGGCGAACGACGGAGCGAGUGCAGGGGCGUGGGAGAGGGAAAGAUGUGAGGAAAGAUGGCGGCAGUUCCCUUGCCGACGUGGGCGGCGCGCCUGCUGAAGGCCGGGGCGUUGCAGGGCGCGGCAGACGAGCAAAGGGCGGGUCCAAGAUCACACUUUCUGCGAUUCCGGAAUGCCCUGGACAGGACGGAGAACCAAGCCGCGGAAGGCGCAGCCCUAGUGACGCACCCGCAGGCUCCCUUGCAGCCAGCGCUGACGAAGUCCCGACUCGCAAGACACCUGUCGAUCCCAAAACCUCAGAGGACUUCGAAAGACACGACGCGAAGGAGACCCCCGCGGCCCAAGGGCGCCCUCAAGGGCAUCCUGCGGCUCGAACAGCGUCGGAAUCCCGCCGUGGCAGGAUCGUCGCCACGCUGCCAUGCCCGGCUGAGCUCCUGCGCCCUGCCCCAAGGCCGCCCCGGCGCCUGGGCCUCCGCGGCGCCUGCACCAACUUCGACUUCGCCAAGUACAUGGACAAGUGCGUCAUGGUGAAGCUUAAUGGUGGCCGCAUCGUCAAGGGGACCCUCAGAGGCUUCGACCCCUUCAUGAACCUCGUGGUGGAUGAUGGUGUGGAAGCACGUAGGAGUGGUGACUGUGCAAGAAUUGGUAAUUCGAGGUAGUAGCAUCAUCAUGGUGGAAGCACUAGAUCGGAUAUUGUAAUCCAUAUUUAUAAGGUUCAUUUGGUAACUUUAGCGUGUGAGAAGAACAAAGGAAGAACACGCGUGUGUGAAAAGCUACUGGAGUUUUCUUUUGGUCGUAAGUGGUCUCUUAUGACGAGAAAUUUACUAGCGAGAUAUUUUUGUGUGUUUUAUGUGUUAGGAAUAAAAGAAUUAUCAUUAUCAUUACCAAAUUGUCAUACUUUAAAAUGUGAAUAAUUUUACUUUUCAAUUUUCUCCAUAAAACACAAGUUAAGGAUGAAGUAAAACAUUACAUUAAAUAUUGAGCAUUUUUUGAGUAUAUGACAAUACAUGAGCACCAGUAAUGGUUGUGAACCUACAACCAUGUUGAGUAAAAAGCUUUGUACAAAUAAGUUUCACAGGUUUUACACUCCACAUUGUAUAAUCUGUAGGCAUAACAUUUAUAUUUUAUUUACAUAAUAUACACAGGUUCUUUAUAUUAAUUAAUUUAUGUAUUGCACAGACAAGGCACUGAUUGCAAUAUUUCUGGCACUUAAUUUGUGAAAUGAAAGAUUUAGAAGACAAAAAAAAUUAACAAGAGGGAUGGCAGAAGCAUUUUGAUCCUUUCUUUCUUAUGUACAAAAUUGGCACUUUAACACCAGUAAUUGAAGUUCUCAUACUGUACUCAUGGAUUCUUGUGCUGUGUUAUCAUCUCUGAAAAUAUACUUAAUAUCUAGCUUCA
Penaeus monodon (black tiger shrimp) is the source of this 1601-nucleotide messenger RNA. RefSeq lists its product as uncharacterized. Gene Ontology annotation, cellular component: SMN-Sm protein complex; U2-type prespliceosome; P granule. The transcript has 3 exons. The record is from RefSeq and is a predicted model, not a curated record. The coding region runs from base 116 to 862 and encodes 248 amino acids. Gene Ontology annotation, biological process: mRNA splicing, via spliceosome; spliceosomal snRNP assembly. Gene Ontology annotation, molecular function: RNA binding. Lineage: Eukaryota; Metazoa; Arthropoda; Malacostraca; Decapoda; Penaeidae.